Molecule: messenger RNA, 2001 nt
Organism: Cynara cardunculus var. scolymus (artichoke)
Lineage: Eukaryota; Viridiplantae; Streptophyta; Magnoliopsida; Asterales; Asteraceae
Product: receptor-like protein EIX2
Exons: 2
Coding region: 1-2001 (666 amino acids)
Molecular function (GO): protein binding
Source: RefSeq, a predicted model, not a curated record
AUGUAUCCAUAUUCUUCAUUUGUGAAUUCUUCUUCUUCGUCUAUUGGAUCUCUUCGACUCGAGAGUAACAAUCUCAACUCAUCCAUGUAUCAUUGGUUGUUCCCAUUAGCGGGGAAUAAACUUCUCAAUCUUGAUCUCUCUAACAACCUGUUAGAUGGGAUACCCGAAUAUCUUGGAAAUCUCUGUAGUUUGACAUCUUUAUCUCUCUAUGGAAACUCUGUAGCUGUCAACUUUUCUGAUGUUCUAAACAAUUUGUCUGGAUGCACAUCGGUUACAUUGCAAGAGUUGGAUGUUUCAGAUAACCAACUUACAGGGUCAUUAUCCAAUGAGAUCAUAAAGGGAGGUGUUAUAUUUGGAAACACUGGAGAGUCAAAGCUUCAAAAGAUAGAUCUUUCAAGCAACUUACUUGAAGUGAUUCCUUCCAAAGCUCAUAACCUUUCAUAUCUCAAGUAUCUUGAUUUGAGUGCUUGCAAGGUAGGGCCUCUUUUUCCCAAACAGAUUCAAACAUACAAAAAUAUCACCCAUCUUAAUAUCGCCAAUGCUAGAAUUUCAGACACAAUUCCUGUCGGGUUUUGGGAGAUAUGGCCUUCACAAUUGACAUAUUUGAAUCUCUCUUCUAACAACAUUAGUGGGGAAGUACCAGAUUUAUUAUCAAAUUUUGACGACUUUUCAACAAUAGACUUGAGUUCCAACAGCUUCUAUGGGCCAAUAACGAAUGUUCCUCCCACUUUGCUAUCGUUGAAUCUUUCCAAAAACAAAUUCUAUGGUGGAAUCUCCUUCUUAUGCCAAAUUGUUGAUGGGUUCUUAUCAUUUCUUGACCUCUCCCAUAACUCCUUAACUGGGCAACUUCCUGAUUGUUUGUGGCAUUUCAAACAACUGAAAGUUCUCAAUCUAGGACAAAACAGUCUUUCUGGAAGGAUUCCUGCUUCUAUAGGAUAUUUGGCUCAACUCGAGGUGUUGCACUUAUACAACAAUAACUUCUUGGGAGAAUUGCCUUUGGCUUUGAAAAAUUGCACGAAGUUGAAAUUUUUGAAUCUAGGGGCCAACAAGUUUUUUGGUAAUGUGCCUGUGUGGGUUGGGGAAGACUUGACAUUGUUGUAUGCUUUUAGCCUAAGAUCAAACAACUUCUUUGGACCCAUUCCUUUACAGCUAUGUCAUCUCAUCAACCUUCAAAUCCUAGACUUGUCAAUCAACAACCUCGAUGGAUCUAUCCCAUCAUGUGUGAAUAACUUGAAUUCCAUGGUCUAUAGAAGGUUCUUGCCAAAAAAUAACAUGCACGGUUAUGGGAAGCUUUACAACGAAGAAGGUGAUAUUACUAUGGUUGGUACUUAUGUUGACUAUGCGAUAACCGAAUGGCAAGGAAAUGAACAUGAACUCACGAGUACUCUGAGAUUUUUAAUGAGCAUUGAUUUGUCAAGCAACAACUUAACAGGACAAAUCCCAGAUGAAAUAACUGARCUUCAUGAAUUGGUUGUAUUGGACUUGUCAAAGAAUGCUUUACUUGGAGAGAUUCCACGAAAAAUUGGUGAGAUGAAAAAGCUUUUAACAUUGGAUUUAUCUAGAAACAAUUUUUCAGGAGUGAUACCAUCAAGCAUGAGUGGGAUGUCUUUAUUGAAUUACCUAGACGUGUCAUACAAUAACUUGUCAGGGAGAAUUCCAUCUAGCACCCAACUCCAGUCCUUUAAACCUUCAAGCUACUCCGGAAAUGCAGGACUAUGUGGACCUCCCAUUACCAAAAAUUGUACGGGAGAUGAAGAAUCAGAAGCACCACCCCCGAGUGAAAGUGAGGGUGGUGGAGAAGGCAUAGACGAGCUUUGGACAUGGUUUCUUAUUGGUGGGGGCACCGGUUUUAUUACCGGAUUUUGGRUAGCAUGUGGCGCUUUACUUCUCAACCGUCAUGGRAGACAUGCUUUUUUUCACUUUGUUGAUUUCUUGAAAGAUUGGGUUUACGUAAAGGUGGCCAUAUUCAUUCGGAAAUUGCAAAGGGGUGCAUAYACAUAG